AUGGUGCUGAAACUGCCGCGGAGGAAAAGCACAUUUAAUUCGUCUUCAGCUGACAUUUGGCGCAACACCGAGCACACUGGAUGCACGCAGACCGAGGACGGAGUGGCGACAAGGGGCGAACUACCUGUUAGCUUCUCCCGGCUGCAGCGCGGAGGACUCAGAAUAAAACAGGUUAAAGAAGGAGAGAGGAAGAGGAUCCAGAGGAGCGUGUGUUUGCGGAGACAGAGGAGGGUAUGCCCGGCUCUCUGCACCCGGACCUGCGGCUGCUGUUACUGCUGGCCUGCUGCCACACACCGGGGCUGGUCGGAGCGAGUGACGGUGCCAGCAGCCCCGGUGAAUGUGUCGGUGACCCAGCUGAGGGCACACUCGGCCAUGGUGACCUGGAACAUCCCUCAAGGAGACACCGUCAUCGGACACUCCAUCACACAGCAGAGGCAGGACGGCCUCAUGCAGCGCUCCAUCCGAGAGGUGAACACCUCCAGCCGCUGGUGUGUGCUAUGGGACCUGGACGAGGACACAUACUACAGCGUGCAAGUGCAGUCUGUUGGGCCGCAUGCUGACAGCCAGCCUAGCCGAGCCGUCCACUUCAGGACUCUGGAGAGGAACGACCACUAUCCAGCCGGAGUCCUCGACCAGCAUGAACCUGCGAUGGAGGGGCUGGGUAUGACGACUCACCUUCAGACCGGAGAGCUGCUCAUCGUCACCACGGUGCUGCUGCUGUGGGCAGCCGUCAUCGCCCUUUUCUGCCGACAGUACGAUAUUAUCAAAGACAACGACUCCAGCAGCAGCAGAGACAAAGCCAAAAGGCCGCUGGUGCGAGCCCCCCCGCCCUACUACAACCCCUCGGCCGGCAGCUCGCCGAUCUACCACAACGGAGCCGUGCACAGCAGCAGGCUCCACAGAGCCUCCUCCUCCAUCAGCAUCAUUAGAGUCUGACUUCCUGUACAGCAGAGGACGGCUGGAGUCACAGAUGUGUGACAUGAGGAACUCCAGUGGGAUUAUCCUGACAAAGAGAGGAUUUAUAGACCUGACUGAGAGUCUAAUUUAUUGUAAUGUAUGGGAAAGUGAGAAGCACUCAAUGCAAAUUAACGUCUGGUGGAAAUGGACAAAUACUGCCCUCUUGUGGCAAGACUGCAACAUCGAAAAACAAACUGGA
Molecule: messenger RNA, 1156 nt
Organism: Trematomus bernacchii (emerald rockcod)
Lineage: Eukaryota; Metazoa; Chordata; Actinopteri; Perciformes; Nototheniidae
Product: fibronectin type III domain-containing protein 5-like
Exons: 8
Coding region: 1-936 (311 amino acids)
Molecular function (GO): protein binding
Source: RefSeq, a predicted model, not a curated record